Messenger RNA from Brettanomyces nanus, 834 nucleotides. RefSeq lists its product as uncharacterized. The record is from RefSeq and is a predicted model, not a curated record. Bases 1 to 834 code for a protein of 277 amino acids. The transcript has a single exon. NCBI's taxonomy places the organism in Eukaryota, Fungi, Ascomycota, Pichiomycetes, Pichiales, Pichiaceae.
AUGCUGCAAUCAUGCUUAUAUAAACACCCUACCGUGGUAAGAAUCACAACAAGAUGCAUUACGGAAAACCAUUAUAAAAACCUCGACUUGGAUCCCACUGCAGACCUGAAGCAGAUCAAGAAAAGCUUCAAGAGGCUCAGUAUGAAGCUUCAUCCGGACAUCCUAUUAUCUCAAGAAUUGCCCCAAGAUAUGCUUAGAAAGAAGAAAAACCACUAUCUACAGAUCAAGAAAUCCUAUGAGUUACUCAUGGAUCCUGAAAAGAAAGCCUCCUACGACAGAAAUAUCGCUGUGCGAACUGCUGCCGGUGCAAGGAAAGCUGCGUCGACCAACUCUCAAAGGGGAAACUUCUUCCACUAUACAAGAGUCAGAUAUCCGCAAUCAGUAGGCUACGACUUUGGCGAUUCCUCACAUUUCGACUCAAAGAAACAUAUGAAGCGUAACAUGGCUAACGAGCAGCGAAUAAGAGAGCGUAAAAUCAUCCAAUUUGGUGACUUGUUUCGUCACGACUUGAACACCAGAAAUAUCGCCUAUGGUGUUCACAAGGGACUACAUCAGUUUCACACUGGAAUAGAUGAGGCUGAAAGAGAAAAAGCGUUUCUUUGGAGAUUGUUUGUAGGUUUUGUGGGGAUGAUGGUGGCCUGGGAGUUGACGAUAGGUCGGGUGGACAGUGGCAAUACAUCUAAGAAAAAUGAAAUUCAUUAUUCUCCACACAGCGAGACUCACAGAGACGAACUGACCCCGUCACUCGCUUCAUCUGAGUACACUGCAACUCUUCUCUCGAACGCUAUCGAAGGUUCUGGUGGCAGAACCAAAAAGGCCAAUACCAAGUCCUGA